This is a messenger RNA of Nicotiana attenuata, 761 nucleotides long. RefSeq lists its product as uncharacterized. The record is from RefSeq and is a predicted model, not a curated record. The coding region runs from base 171 to 422 and encodes 83 amino acids. The transcript is spliced from 2 exons. Lineage: Eukaryota; Viridiplantae; Streptophyta; Magnoliopsida; Solanales; Solanaceae.
UGUUUCCAAACUUGUGAAAAAAAAAAGGAAGAAAAAACAUCCCUUAUCAGCGCAUCGAAAUAGCACGGGCCUUAAGGCUACACAGUUCUGUCAAUCGAGUUGGGAAUUUUCCUAUUCAUCAACUUCUGUAACUUCCAUUACUUUCUGCAUCUCAUCAGCGGUAGAAAAAAAUGGCCGGCGGAGGAGAUCACGCCCAUGGACAUGGUGGGGACUUCAGGACUAAGGUCUGGAGCAUGAGUGGUGGGCCCUACUGUAGGCCCAAGCAUUGGCAGCGCAACACUGCCAUUGCUCUCGCUGGAAUCGUCCUCAUAUGUAUCCCUGUCGCCUUGAAAUCCGCCGAACUCGAGCAACGGCCACAUCAUCCAGUCCGGCCCAUUCCUUCUCAACUCUGGUGCAAGAAUUUUGGAACAAAAGAUUACUGAAGCAACAAUUGUGGUUAGCUGUGGUUGGUCCUAUAUUUGGAUGCUAAAAUUUUGUGCUUCAUGAUACUUUUCAUUUGCACAAGUGUGACAACAUGAUAAAGAUAUUCCAUUGAAUAAGAAACACUUAUACUUGCUCUGUUAUAAUGUCUAAAUCAGGUUAUUUUAGCAACGGUUUCCGUUUCUAAUUUCAUUAUCUUUAAAUCAAGAGAACUUUUCUCAUUAUCAGCACGAAAAGGAGGUGUAGGGGUUGUGCAAGAGUAUAUUCCUCUUUGUAAAGGAAGGAUUUUUCUAACUAAGAGCAGGCUUUCUGAAAGACUGUUCAUGCCUAUCUGUUAAAUA